Acromyrmex echinatior (Panamanian leafcutter ant) is the source of this 3515-nucleotide messenger RNA. It is a transcript of the gene Snap25, whose product is annotated as Synaptosomal-associated protein 25kDa. Lineage: Eukaryota; Metazoa; Arthropoda; Insecta; Hymenoptera; Formicidae. Gene Ontology annotation, molecular function: SNAP receptor activity; syntaxin binding. Gene Ontology annotation, biological process: synaptic vesicle fusion to presynaptic active zone membrane; synaptic vesicle priming; exocytosis. The record is from RefSeq and is a predicted model, not a curated record. Gene Ontology annotation, cellular component: SNARE complex; plasma membrane.
CGAUACAAUUGCAACAAACGAUUGGUCUCGUAAUAGCAUUAUUAUUUUACAAACGAUAACGUGUUUCUGCUACCGCGCAGAAAUUCGUCGUUUUCGGUCCGACGGGACGUGCCCCUGCGAUUUUGUUGCUUUCUUGUCUGUGACUUUGUUCUGCAGUUAAUUCUCGCACGCAUCCACUGAGAAAAACGAUUCUUUCGUUUCCGUUAAUGUGUGGCACCUUCGAACCUGUCGUAGACCGAGGAGAUCGGAGCGAACACUCUGACGAUGUUAGACCACCAAGGCGAACAGCUGGACCGAAUUGAGGAGGGUAUGGACCAGAUUAACGCCGACAUGAGAGAGGCUGAGAAAAAUCUCACUGGAAUGGAGAAGUGCUGCGGCCUUUGCGUUCUUCCCUGUAACAAAGGUGCCAGCUUCAAGGAAGACGAGGGUACGUGGAAGGGCAACGACGACGGUAAAGUUGUGAACAACCAGCCGCAACGGGUGAUGGAUGACCGCAACGGUAUCGGGCCGCAGAGUGGCUACAUCGCCAAGAUCACAAAUGACGCGCGCGAAACGGAGAUGGAGGAGAACAUGGGCCAGGUGAACACGAUGAUUGGCAACCUGAGGAACAUGGCGAUCGACAUGGGCAGCGAGCUCGAGAAUCAGAAUCGGCAGAUCGAUAGGAUCAACCGCAAGGGCGAAUCGAACGAGACGAGGAUACAGGUGGCCAACGAGCGAGCCCACCAGCUACUCAAGUAAAGCGGCUACACUUUCUGUCGACCAUCUGCACCCCGUCGGCCGCCCACGAGCGUCACUAUCAUCACCCUCCACCAACAACAACAACAACAACAAUAACAACAACACAACAGCAACAACAUCAACACCAACAACAGUCAGUACAAUUACACUCGACAAGUCCACUCGAUCGUUUUGCUCGCGAUUUAUCGCGUUUCGUUUGUUAGAACGUUGUUUCUCUGUUCACGUUUACCGAUACCUUUCGUGUUUGGUAUCGUCGAAACAUGAUAUAAUAUACUUAAUGAAAAUACUUAACCCUAAACUUGACUGAUAGAGUCCGUAAAGUUAAUUAGAAUUUUGUAAUAUUCUUUUUCUUUCGAAGUAAGGGACCGUGUGAAUCGCAUAGUCAUAAGCAUCUAAAAAUCAUUGCAAAGAUAUGUAAAGAGGACUUGCGACCUCCUAAUAUCGUCUUUCGAACAUUUAACGCAGUUUCUCUUCUAAAACAUUGUAGAUAUUAAAUUAGAAUACGCUCCGCGAUCGAUGCGGCCGAUGAAAUCGACGAGAAAGAAAAAUAAACGCUGAAUUUGUUUGUCGUACUGGUGAGUAUCUGCUGCAUUUCCUUCGUAUAAUGUAAUUUUCGAUUUUCACUUCUUUAGCUUUUGCAAGUUUAGGGUUAAUAUACGCCGAAAUAGAUUCAUAUAUAUAUUACAGAUUCGGAGAUUGAGUUUGAUUUUCGGUUUGACUUUAGCGUGUAAGGUAGAUUUCUGAUUUUUAUCAAAAACAUCCAAUCUAAUUUAUUAUCAAACUUUAAUUUAGUCCCUGUUCUGCAACCGUAAAUUAGAUUUAAUCUCCGAGACGGGCUUUUUUGUCUUUACAAUGGCAAUAAUCCGCCGACGAAGAGCUUCGAUGAUUCGAGGUGUCAGUGCCGCUAAUCGGUCAUCAAAGCUGGAUUAAAAACGGAUCUCUAACUUAAGAUUGUCGGAGUAAUCUCAUACCGAAUCACAACGAAGAAGCCGAUGGAAUUUUUUUCUAGCGUGGCAAAAGCGUCGAAUUUGUCGCGUAGUUUAAAAAAAAAAACGGAGCUGAAAUUCAAUCUCCGGUUCGGGAACGAGUAGCUUCGUUCUCUUUACCGGCAGAGUUAGCGCGUUGAACGAUAUUGGAAUUUAAAUAAACAUAAAUAAUAAUACAUGUAUAUUAUAUAUAUAUUACUUCUCGUUAGUCAUACACAUUACACGUACACGAACCGGGGAGAUUAUAUGCACAAAAAAAAAAUGCAGCGAUUAAUUCAAUUCUCUCGGUUUAAUCGACUCUAGAGAGUCGGGAUUUGUAUUGGAAACGCGAGAAACAAACGGAGAAAAAAAAAAGAGGAAGGAAACAUGAUAAUAGUACAAAAAUUACUACACUUAUCUCUCGUUAGGAAAAGAGAUUUCGAGUACAAUUUAUUUAUUUGUCUUAUCAUGUAUUGCCGCUCUCCGCGAUUAUAACUUGCGCUUGAAGAUCACACUCGGAACGUGUCAGCGAUAUUGUCUACAAGCGAAAGAAGCAACACCCUAAUCUCCCUCUCCCUCGAGUCUCCCCCGAAACGCAGGGGGUGGACCUCGCUGUUUCCCCCCCCCUGAUCGACAAAUGCGCAUUCCCGAGAUCGAUAUCGAAUAAUUUCGCGAAUAGUUUCGCAAAUUUCGAGGGUGUUCGCGUGCGAAAAGUACGCGGAGAGAUCGCGGCGACACUUGGAGGAGGAAGGGAGUGGAAUCGCGAGCGAUGGAAGACGAGGGAGCAGAACGAGAUGGAAGAAGAGGAAGGAUAAAUAGAAGAAGAAGAGGAAGAAGAAAAGGAGGACUUACAUAGCGAGAUAACCGAAGCAACGAAGAGAACGCGUUCAGCCGUACGAUUAUUAGGAGCCAGCUGAAGCUGUAGAUAGAGCGAGGUCUUCUUUCGUCGUUUAAAAAUAAAAAAAAAAAGCUCGACUCGCACUCGACAACGUAGAACAUAGGUGUUACUCUCCCUUGCCCCCCUAUCCAGUCCAGCUCACCCCGCCCUAUCCCCUAAUUCUCCCCUUUUGCGCCAAUCGCGCCGAGAUCACAGUAAGGUUUAACUCCAAAGAAAGAUUGUACAUUACUGUAUUUACACGAGGGCGAUCUAGGUACCUACUUUGUUAAAUUAUACAAUGAGGAGUCGGUAGAGAAGCAUGACGCGGCUCGAGAAUCGAUAUCCGUCGGUGAUUCUGGGACGACCGUCGUGAUCCUGGGGGGUGAAUCUUCGUGACCUUACUGUAUAAAACAGCGAGAGAUAGCGAGAGAAGUCCUUGCGUAGUGAAUUUCUUGGACAAUUUUUAAGGGGGUGUACAGCACAAGUUGUAGUAUUCAUCAACGAUUUUGUAAAUUGCUAAUUCAUCAAUUUCGCCAUGAAUUACGAGAUCUGAAAAUCAUCAAAGUCCUCGCACCCAUUGCGACCUCUUGUCCUUUCUAGCGCUGCACUUUACGAAAUGUCGAGAGAACUGAUUGAUUUACAGUUUCGAGGUAGAAGUUAAUUGACGCUGUGGGGACACCUCGUUUCCGAAUCGCGGAAGAAAGGAAGCAUUUUCGGGUAAAAAAAUCAUAAAAUAGCCAACGGGUGUCGGUCUCGAGCGCGGUCAUGGACCGAGCAAAAAUAACUGCGUAGCCUUUUCGAUUUCGCUUGUCCUUUGCUUUCUCUCGGAGAGGGAAAUAAAACGCCCUUCGAACGCUUCGCCGGACGAACUACAAGAGGAAUGAAAGGGUUUGUACGAAUUUUGAGAAUGAAAGAGAGAGAGAGAGAGAGAGAGA